AUGGAGAGAGAUAUUUACAGCAUUGCGUUAACCAUAUUUUUUAGCUUUCAGAAAAACUUGACGAUGAAAGUUCCUGCCCAUUCUAAAAUGAAAAUCGUCUGCCCAAAUCCAGCGAGUGUAUUACAAGAAACGGAAUCUAGCAUACCACUGGAGCAAAUGUACUCAAAUCUAUGGAUAGUGACUAAACAAGAGUUUGACAUUUGUAAAAUAAACGCAAGUGAUCAAAGCUUUUCUAACGAGAAGAGAUUACUGAUGAGCUGUAAUAACCCUUUGCAGCUGAAGUAUUAUGAGAUGGUGUUUAGAGCUUACACCGUGCCAGGCAGCAUUGCAUAUGAGCCCGGCAAUAGUUACUACUUUAUAGGUACGUCCGACGGUACCAACCACUCACUGGCCAAUCACGAAGGGGGACACUGCCUGUCGUCUAACAUGCGGAUGUCAAUCUACGUCUGUAAUGGAAGUUUAGAUCCAACUUGCAAUGAAGUUCAACAGAGUUCACUUUCGCCCACGCCCUCACACUCGUCCCAGUCUUCAGUAUUCUCUGUCUCGACUCCAACAGCUCGUAUUACGACUUCCAGCGCUCUAGUUACUAAUUCCUGGAGUUACAUGUUUCCUUCAGUUUCGGCAGUGAGUUCCGCCAGCACUGCACUUGCACUUCAGUCAUCGAUUGCUGUCCAAUGUCAAGCAACCAUUAACGAAAUGUUAAUUAGGAGUCUUAUAAACCAGUCAGAACUAUUGUACGACAUUUACAACUACACACUCAUGAUACCGGAUUUAAGUCUCAUGCUACAGCAGAAACUGAACCUUUCAACAGGGCAGACGACAGAAACCGACGGAAGUUCGUUAAAGGUCAUCACGGCUAAACCUGCUCAGCGACAUUGUAAAAAUUGGCUGAAAAAGAACUACACAGAAAGCGGAAGCUACCGUCUGUUGAUAAAUUGGAAGACUUGGCAAACAAAUGAUCGUUUUCGAGUUUACUGUGACCAAGAAACUGCUGGCGGUGGUUGGACCCUUUGGAUGCGUCGCUUUGACGGAUACAUCGGCUUCAACAGAGACUGGGAUUCUUAUGAGGAAGGAUUUGGAGAUACCUCCGGCGAAUUUUGGCUGGGUUUAAGAUCUAUGGAGAAAAUUCAUGCUGACAGUAAGUUCUCCAUAAGGUUAGACAUGGAAACCUCUGACGGCAGCAAGGACUACGCUGAAUACACGAAUUGUGAAUUGGGAGACUGGCAAACUAUGUACACGCUAACAGUGGGAUCGUUUGUGGGUGGCGGUGCAGGUGACUCUCUUUCAUUCCAGAAUGGUACGAAGUUCUCGACUUUUGACAAAAAUAAUAUGCAGAAUACCAGCACAAACUGUGCACAGGACACCAAAGGUGGAUGGUGGUUCAAUGACUGUCAGCGAAAGGCUUGCUUAACAGGAAAAUACAAAAACGGCAUUCGGUGGGAUUCUUGGAAAGGAUCCAAUGAAACUCUCUCCAAAAUAGAGAUGAAAGUACGCCCAGUUUGA
This is a messenger RNA of Pocillopora verrucosa, 1503 nucleotides long. Lineage: Eukaryota; Metazoa; Cnidaria; Anthozoa; Scleractinia; Pocilloporidae. The record is from RefSeq and is a predicted model, not a curated record.